Messenger RNA from Aspergillus versicolor CBS 583.65, 856 nucleotides. RefSeq lists its product as uncharacterized. Bases 291 to 587 code for a protein of 98 amino acids. Lineage: Eukaryota; Fungi; Ascomycota; Eurotiomycetes; Eurotiales; Aspergillaceae. The record is from RefSeq and is a predicted model, not a curated record. The transcript has a single exon.
GUUGGAGUUGUGGGGGUGAACAAAAGGCUUUGAGGCUGCUUACGAGGGACUAAUAAUAGGCUUCGAUCGGCCUUGAAGGAUUUAGCUAAUAAUAGGGUUCUGGCGAUUCAUUUCCCGAAGGUGAGGAUUAGGCUUUGAUGAGCUGUUCCCGCAUGCAUGAAGCUGCUUUCCGGCCAUAUAUAAACAUCGUCCUCCCCCUUCCCUUCUGCAUAACAACAAACCAAACAACUCUCAAUUCCUCACCUCAAGAUCCCUCAACAGUCGAAUUCUUUAACAAAACGUCAAUCAAGAUGAAGACCACCAUGAUCACCUCCAUCAUCGCCGCGGCCCUCGCUGCUCCCCUCGCCAGCGCCUGGACAAUCAACGCCUGCGGCCACACCUUCUCAGGUCAAGGUUCUAGCACCUGCACCACAGUCUCCUGCGACCAGGGCGAGAACGUCGACUUCAACGACGGUAACCCGGAAGGACCCAUCGAAUUCAACCUCUACGCCGAUGCUCAGUGCGUGGACGAGAUCACCCACUUUGCGUCCGACAAGUUCGGCUACACGCUUCCUGAGAACCUGCGCUCUUUCUUGGUUCUUACUUAGAUGGACGAACUAUUCUUUCUGAGAGGAUGCAGUUAUUAUUUUACCGUCUUGUCCUAUGUGCCAGCGGAGCGAACCUAUGAUUUAUGUAUUUUGUCUAUUGUACAGCUUGCCAAUUAUGGCUGUUAAUUGUCUAAUUUGUAUGUGGCGAGAAAAGGAAAUACGAAAUGUAAUCAAUAUUCUCUAAGUUGAAUGGCCUAGAACGACCCAAUAGUACCUGCAGCCUUGCUUAAUUAUUAGGCUAAUCCCACGUGUAAUCCGUUCGACCGCUG